This is a messenger RNA of Eurytemora carolleeae, 3813 nucleotides long. RefSeq names its product serine/threonine-protein kinase PLK1. Lineage: Eukaryota; Metazoa; Arthropoda; Copepoda; Calanoida; Temoridae. Bases 417 to 2423 code for a protein of 668 amino acids. Gene Ontology annotation, cellular component: spindle pole; cytoplasm; nucleus. Gene Ontology annotation, molecular function: protein serine/threonine kinase activity; protein binding; ATP binding. The record is from RefSeq and is a predicted model, not a curated record. The transcript is spliced from 15 exons. Gene Ontology annotation, biological process: protein phosphorylation; mitotic cell cycle; regulation of cytokinesis.
GUUGGUGAACUCUUAGUCUCUACUCGCCCCCCAACAUGUGAAGAGAGGAGCUGAACCCUACCUAGGCCUGAUUCAGUCUCUUCUCUCCUAACCCAGCUCAACCAGAACUCUCUUAAGACUCGUCUCUUAAAAAAUCUAGAUCUCUGUUUAUGUUUAACUUAGGUCGGUUGACCCAUGAUCUCAGAAAUCCUCUAAACCAAUUUCGGCCAACCCCCCUUCCUGUCCAACCCCUCUGAAUACCAAUUUCCAAAUUUAAAAAUUAAAUCCCCGAAAAUUUGAAACUAGUUUUCUGCUGUGUACACUUACAGUGAAUUGUUUGUGUACAAGUGUACAGUAAGUGUUGAACAAAGAAAAAAUGGUCUCAUGGAGAAAGUGAGUGUUUGGUUGAAGCCUAGAAUUGCCUGAGAUUGAUUGCUAUGGGUCCGCUUGAUCUCGACAAUCUGUUCAGCAUGAAGGAUCGUCACGCUAGGAACAUAUACCACGAUCAGUUGUACACCAAGGAUCGAUCCGAAUACAAGGAUCGACAUUCGGACCUCAAGUACAAAGAUCGCCACAUAGACUCGCUGAUGAAAGAUCGUCACACCGAUCUUGUAUCGAUCAAGGAGCGGGCUCUGCUGCAAGGGAGCGGGAGUGUAUCUGGGAGCCCAGGGAGGAUUCAAGAAAACCUGUCCAGAGACUCCGGUAUCGGAGGUGUUAAGGAUGGUUUGAAUACGUCUGGUGAGAGUGAGAAUGAUAUCCCGAAAUAUAUUACAGAUAUCAAUGAUUGUAAAAACUACGCAAGAGGAAGGUUUCUAGGAAAGGGUGGGUUUGCGCGUGUACAUGAACUGAUAGAUCUCAGCAACAAUAGUCUCUACGCUGGCAAAAUUAUUCACAAAUCUAGAAUCACCAAACCUCAUCAUAAAGAUAAAAUUACUAGAGAAAUAGAGCUUCAUAGGAAUUUAUUGCACAAGAAUGUAGUUCAGUUCAUGAAAAAUUUCGAGGACUCGGAUAACAUAUACAUCCUUCUGGAGAACUGCUCCAAGAAGUCCCUCGUCCAUGUCCUCAAGAGCAGACACGUCGUCACCGAACCAGAGACGAGAUACUACAUGGACGAACUAGUGUCUGGUGUCGAGUAUAUCCACUCCCAGAAUAUAAUCCACCGUGACUUGAAGUUGGGUAAUCUCUUCCUGACGGGAUCUAUGGGAGUCAAGAUCGGUGACUUCGGGCUCGCGACACGGGUCGGUCAGGAGAAGAAAGGGACCAUUUGUGGAACCCCAAACUACAUAUCUCCUGAGGUGCUUAAUAAGGAAGGACACGGAUUUCCUGCUGAUGUCUGGGCUUUAGGCUGUGUUAUGUACGCUUUAUUAGUCGGAUCUCCUCCCUUCGAAACAUUAACUCUCAAGGAGACGUAUACCCGUAUUGCUGAGAAUGUAUACAGUAUACCUGAAAGUGUAUCUCCAAGUGCUGCCGGACUUAUACGUCGUCUUCUUCACCAUAAUCCUAGAUCCAGGCCUAGUGUUUCAUCCAUACCUCAGGAUACGUUUUUUUCCUCCGGUUUAUUCCCAAGGUCCCUCCCCCCCUCGGCAUGCUCUCAAACUCCUUCAUUUUCUCCUGAACCCUAUCUCAACCAUCAUAUGGACAUAUCCAAUCUAACCAGCUCCGUACAUACCUUAACCCUACCCAACCCUAACCUGUCCACCCAUCAUAACCCUAUGGAGCUCAGACCAAUAGAUGUAUUUAAAACACCGAAACCAAAAUUAAAAACAAAUACAUUGAGUUUGUAUGAAGCUCUGACCGGCGCGCUGCAGAAUAUGCCGAGUAGGUCAGAUUCAUCACUCAAACCAACCAAGGAUACAACAGUAUUUAUCAGUAAAUGGAUAGAUUACAGCAAUAAAUAUGGAUUCGGAUUCCAACUGACUGAUAGAUGUAUUGGUGUACUGUUUAAUGACAAUACACGGAUCAGUUACUCUGCAGAUAGAAGUUACAUACAGUUUGGGGAGGGAGGGAGCAUGUCAACAAUGAACUCUCAUCAAGUACCUCCAGGACUACAUGAGAAGUUUACCCUCCUCCGAUACUUUGCUCAGUACAUGGAUCAAAACCUAACAGAGGGAGGAGAAACUGGCCGCAGAUUGUCACGUGUUCAACCAGCAACUAUUCCUCAUAUAAAACGGUGGGUUCGGACUCCUAAAGCAAUCAUCAUGCAUCUUACCAACGGAACAAUACAGGUGAAUUAUUUCAAAGAUCACACUAAGCUGAUAGUUGGUGGGGAUAAGACCCAUGUCGUGACGUAUGUCUCCACAGACCGCCAGAGUAAUAGCUUCCUGCUAGCUGACCUGGCCCGCCGUGGCGCCCCCGCCCCGGUCAGAGAGCGCAUGUCCUAUGUUGCCUCGGUGCUAGAAGAGUUUGCAGAGCUGGACCAACAAAUUUGCAACGAGAAUCAUUAACUCAAUUAAUUAUGCAAUUAGAAAAUUAAAAUUGCCUUUCAUUCUCAGAACAGCUGAAUCUAAGAACAACUAAAUCUCAGAACAGCUGAUUCUCAGAACAGCUGAUUCUCAGAACAACUUCUCAGAAAAGCUGAUUCUCAGAACAACUGAUUCUCAGAACUACGGUUUUGUACAAAUCAACAAUGAAAAAUCAAAACUAUGACUUCUCAUAUCCUGUUAAAAAUUAAACAAGAAUUCUCAAAAAAGACUUUUGGCAAAACACGUCACAUCAAUUUUGAUAGUUAUCUCAGUGGCCUUAAGUCUGCUUAGUACAAACAUUUCAAAGUCUCAAAUCGGCCAACGUCCGAGAGGAGCCUGGCCCGUUUGGGCCCAAUAGUUCAAUCCAUUCAUAGUCUUUCAGGCAUAAUUAAUUUUAAAGAGGCAUUUUUCGAUUUUACUCAGUUCUUCAGAAACCGUUUAAGUUUCAAUUUAAGCGCGAAGACAAAAAAACGAAUCGGAUUUUUUUUGGAAUUUUGAUAACAGGAAAAGUAUCAUAGACUCAUAAUUAUGACAAAAUUAAAAUAUUUUUUCAUAUUUAGUUUUCAAAAUAACCUACAGACCAAAAAAUCAUAAAUCAUACAGUGCUUUAAUUUCACAUUACUUAACACCAGUCUGGCUCUAUACAAUGUUCUCCGAGGACUUAAAAGCAAUUUAUACUGCCUGUAUUGUUUUUACUGUUGCUUUCAAUUAAUAUUUAAUCCUUCUUGCCAAGAAGCCUAAAUUGCCAAGAAUACUAAAUAACAUAAAAAUGACUGAACGCGCCAUUUUUAGCCAAAGACUCAAAAUAUUUUUGAACCACUGGCCUCUAUUAUACAUGUAUAUACAUUAAAAACUGUAAUCUGCAUAAAAUUUGUGAUAUUCAACUUAAAUUUGAUAUUUUUCAAACUAUUUAAAGUUUGAAUGUGGUGAUUUUUACAUCAUCAAAAUUUUGUAAAGGCAUUUCUUUCUUUUUUGGAAAAGCCGGGCAUUUAAGGCACUAUUCGACUUAUUUUACCUUUUAAAAUAAGUUGAACUGAUCUCAGCCUCGUGGUUUUACCGUCGCCAUUCUAUUUCAUGAAAGAAAUGCCUAUUAGCUCAAUGUGAACAAAUUUUUGUAAAUAAACGCCUACGUGAUAAGUCGCCCAUUUUGAAAAAAAUGCGCCAAACUUAUCACGCUUGGGCCUGUGUACACUGUACACGUGAUAACUAUCUUGCUUCCAGCAAUCCCAGACUGUACAAAUUUUAGAGAGAAAAAUCUUCCAAUCUUUUAGAAUUUGAUACUCAAUCACCUAAAACUAACUGGGUUUGCCUUUAUGAUCAUGUAAUUACAUCCUAAGUGUGUAAAUUCAUUGAAAUAAAUAUUUUGUUAAAA